CUACUUCAGUGUGUAAGAAUGAAGCAGAAGCUGAAUAAGGAAAUGAACUAACAGUGGCAAGACUGUCUUUCUAUGUAUUCAGUUAACAGGAUGGAGACAAACAAGAGAGCUAGCAUGACAGAACUAACAAGGCAAAAGAAGCUCCCAGCUUUAGGCAACAUGGCUACCAAAAUGGAGCCUGUAGCUUGCAAGAUCAUGCCACCAUUUCAUCUCGAGCCUGCAAGUAAUGUGGCUGCUAGAAAGCCGGCUGUAGUUAGCCACAAAAAAGAAGAGGAAGUCAGCUACGAGCCUGUAGACAACAUGGCUGCUUCAAGGCCAGACAAACUCCAAGACCUAGGCCUGAUUAGUGAGAAGCCCCUAGCCAGACCUGUAGAAGCACUUGAUGAGUUGUUUCAGCUGCUGAAGCUCCAGGACUUGCAGAAAAAAAUGGAGGGGCUGAAAGUGGUACGUGCUCUGGCUGAGCAUCACCCUGACAUUCUGCUGCCCAGUUUACAUGACGUCUGCCUGGCUGUGCUCAAAGAGGUGGAAAACCGGCGCACCACAUUGACGCAUGCUGCCAUUAUUACGAUGACCCACCUAUUUGCCCACCUUCGCAAAGAGAUGGACAAGGAGUGUGAGCGCACGGCCACUGUCUUGCUGUACAGAGUGAGUGAGGCCAUUGGGUUUAUCAGAGAGAAAGUGGACAUGGCGCUCAGUGCCAUGGUGUACAGCUGCUCACCUGUCCAUGUCAUGAACGCUUUACUUAAGGGAGGACUCAGCCAUCCGGACCCUCUCGUGAGAAAGCACAUGGUGCUGCAUCUGGAUGAACUCACUCAGGUUGCUGGUGCUUCAUGCCUGCUGACUGGCAAGAAGAACGCCACAGGGCGCUUCGUGUCUGACAUCAGCAAAUUAGCUCUAGACGCUGCACAGGAAGUGAGGUACGUGGCUGAAUUCUUCUGCCUCUUCCCAUAUGGUUUGCUGUUUAGCACACUUUUUUAAAAUCCAGCCAUUUUUAAAUCUUCUUCGCAGGUCAGUUGCCUAGAACACACUUCAGUUUUUGGCCACAGACAAACAUUUGAUUAAGAUGGUAGACAAGUUUGUGCCGGAAAAAGACAGAAGGACAGUCAAAGAAAUCAUCAGCAAGGGCAAGUAAAAAAUUCCUCACUGAAGACACUAACAAUAUGUAUGAAUUAUUAGGUCAGCUUAUGUUUGUUUCUCUUCUUUUUGAUAUACAUUAAAAAAAAACAUAGGAACAGAUCCCUCUAGUUUGGAAUAUCAAAUAUGUUAAAGGCAGUUUGCAAAAUAUUUUAUAAUUCUGAAAUAAAAGAGC
This is a messenger RNA of Pangasianodon hypophthalmus (striped catfish), 1309 nucleotides long. RefSeq names its product TOG array regulator of axonemal microtubules protein 1-like. NCBI's taxonomy places the organism in Eukaryota, Metazoa, Chordata, Actinopteri, Siluriformes, Pangasiidae. The transcript has 4 exons. Bases 73 to 978 code for a protein of 301 amino acids. Gene Ontology annotation, cellular component: cytoplasmic microtubule; cilium. The record is from RefSeq and is a predicted model, not a curated record. Gene Ontology annotation, biological process: microtubule cytoskeleton organization. Gene Ontology annotation, molecular function: microtubule binding.